CUGUCUGGCACUCAGUUCUGUGUUUGGUCGUCUGGUCGGCGGGUUUCUGCUGCGCCAGGAUUUUUUUCUGCACUCGUCCUCACCUUUACGUCUGUGAGGUAGGCUACCACAAUGAGGCUACAGUUUCUGGUUUUCACUCUGGGCGUGCUGGUCACAGUGCAGGCUAAUAAAGCAAAAACGACCUCAGAGGAUCCUCGAAGAUCACGGAAGGUGGCCACCACUAAAGCUAAAAACCCUCCGGCCCCUGAGGUCAAAGAACAAAAUCCCUGCUCACGUAAGAAAUGUUACCGAGGUGAGACGUGUCAGCUGACAGAGAACAGAGAGGCGGAGUGUGUGUGUUACACUAGGUGUGCUGAGAUCUACGCUGGACUGGAGGUGUGUAGCAACAACAACAUGACCUACAAGUCCGAGUGUCACCUUGACCUUGACCACUGCCUCUGCUCCAACAACAGACAGGGUUGCCUCUCUCCUGGCAAGAGGAAGAUCUACCUGGAGUACUACGGGGCGUGUCGAGAACUUCGGAAAUGUGAACCCGGUGCAGCGGCCCAGUUUCCAGACCGAAUGAGGCAGUGGUUGUUUGUCGUGAUGGAAGAAAUGGCAGAACGUGCAUCUCUAGGUGAGUACCAAGCCCUGCUGGACGAGGCGAUGAAAGACGAAAGCCACGCCUACGCGUCUGUCUGGAAGUUUUGUGACCUGGAUGUUGACCCCCAGGACAGAAAGGUGACCCGCAAAGAGCUCCAGUUUCUGACGCGGAGUCUGAAGGCCAUGGAGCAUUGUCUCGAGCCUUUCCUUGAUGGCUGCGACGUCAACAAGGACAGGGAGAUAACCCUGGUUGAAUGGGGAAAAUGUCUUGGACUCACUAAUGAUAAAAUCAAGGACAAAUGCCUGGACAUACAUAAGCACGCGCCAAAACAGCGUGGGAGCAGGAGUACAUAAAUAACACGUGGAUGUUUGCAGCACAAACAAGCUAUAAAAAAAUAACUUCAUAUCAAUGGCUGAUUUGUCUGUGUUGCUGUUUGUUGUUGGUUUCUUUAUUUUCAUUUUUUGUGUGUGUUUACGAAGUUAGCAUCUCUAUCUUAGAAGUGUAGGCCUAAAUUUAAAUAAUGAAAACUUGU
Physella acuta is the source of this 1115-nucleotide messenger RNA. RefSeq names its product SPARC-like. Gene Ontology annotation, molecular function: protein binding; calcium ion binding; extracellular matrix binding. The record is from RefSeq and is a predicted model, not a curated record. Gene Ontology annotation, biological process: anatomical structure development. NCBI's taxonomy places the organism in Eukaryota, Metazoa, Mollusca, Gastropoda, Physidae.